AUGGUGCCGAAGGUGUACUUUUCGCCACCGAUGCGCACGCAGCCCACGGACGCGGGGCCCGAGUCGAGCAGUACGUCGAUUUCGGCGCCCGUGCCCACGCCCCCGAGCGUGCGCGACGUCUCGCCGAGCAUUUGUUUGGAGCUCGUGGAGUUUAAAGACCUCUUGCGGCAGUUCCGUGCGUUGGACGAUGGAGUGACGCUGCGUCUGAACCGCUCAUCCGCACGCUCUCGUGAUACAGGCACGUCCGCGCCGCCGUCGCUCCUGCAGCAGCACGACAAGCGUUUUUCGUCGGCGGCCGCGGCCGAUCUCGGCAAGUCGACCUACGCGUCGCUCAACGACACGGUCUGUGCCUCGUUUUGGCGCGAGCUGCUGGACGUAUGGGUGCGCCGUGAAGAUACCAUCCGCUACUGCAUUGCAGUCAACGGCCAGGCCGCCAACCCUGCCGCGGGCGCGACGAACCCCGACAGCCGCCUCGACAAGGACUAUGUCGCGGCGCCUGCCCCCGCUCCUGCGUGGAGCCGCGCGGAGAACCGCGCAGAGUUCACGGAGCGACAGCUGCGCAACGAGCUCGCAGUAGAGUCCAUCAUCCGCCGCCGCUCACUCGAGGUAUUCAAGUCGCGCUGCCGUACCUUUGUCCCCACGCCAAGCGAUACGGUGGAAGGCGCACGCGAACAAGCAUUCUGGGAAGGCAAAUAA
This is a messenger RNA of Malassezia japonica, 696 nucleotides long. RefSeq lists its product as uncharacterized. The transcript is spliced from 2 exons. The record is from RefSeq and is a predicted model, not a curated record. Gene Ontology annotation, cellular component: mitochondrial intermembrane space; mitochondrion. Lineage: Eukaryota; Fungi; Basidiomycota; Malasseziomycetes; Malasseziales; Malasseziaceae. The coding region runs from base 1 to 696 and encodes 231 amino acids.